UAAUAGAGUGAGAAUAACUGAAUGAGAGAGUUAAUCACUGCCAAUUAAGAAAGGGAGAUUUAUAAUUUCUUAGUCUAGGUUACCUAAUGAAUUUGCAACAAUGUAAUAUUGACAUAUUGUUAUAAUGUUAUGUUAUUUUUUUUUAGGCUAUGUUGCAACUUAUUUUUAACCCUUGGUUUACCAAAUUAACUAAAACCAAAAAGCCAUCUAGCCCAUUGUAUUUAAAAUUCUAUCUCCUAACUUUUAACAAAAAGUCCAUAAUAUCCUUACAUGACAAUUGGUUGGCCAUAUUUUUAUUAACAAGAAUGAAAAAAUUGACAAGUAUACUACAAAUAUUUUGUACUCCAUACUUCGUAUUUAUACAAUCGUAUGUCAUAAUUUAAACCUGAUUAAACUCUAAUUUAUUCAGAUUCGAGCUGGGUGAGGCCUCAACUAGACGAAAGCUCUCCCAACAAAUACGGCUACGACUAUAACUUUGGCUAUAACUUUGUCAUAUCAUAUCUCAAAACUACCCAAAAACAUACAUAAAACUAUUUAAAUACCCCAUCUCACUAUCUUUAAAUACAUUAAAAAAAAAAAAAAAAUCAUAAACACAAUACAUCUCUCAUUCUCUCUCCUCUCUCUUUCUCUCUCCUCUUAUACAAAGUUGAGAGAAGAGGAAGACUUUGGCUCCUUAUUCUUCUUCGACCCACCCCUUCAAAAAUAUUUUGUAAACUCCCCAUCUCAAACAAAAGCUUACAACUCUGAACUGUUAAUGAUGGACCAAAGUCACCUGGAUCAAGUGGGCAAAAGCUCGCCGGAAACGCUUUCGGAUUCAUCUCUUUCUCCAGAUUCACCUGAUUCAAAUGACAUAUUUGGAGAACCAUUGGUGCAUCCACGAGUUGGUGAUGAGUACCAGGUGGAAAUCCCAUCUUUACAAAGCAAGUCUGAACUUCGUCAGCUGAUGAAAAAUCCAGCUGAAUCAAAAGGCAUUACUGACUCUUCACAUUCUUUUCUAAUGGGACUCCCUUUACCAGUGAUGUGGAUCUCUAAUCAGGCUUAUAUAAUCAAGCAUAGGAUGGAAUGCCCUAAUGAUCCUCAUGCAAUUUACACAAAUGGAUUUUUGGAGUCUAAAAAGAUUGUGGGAAUUAGCCAGAUUUCUUCAGUAAAAAAAGAGCCAAAUGUCAAAGGUGAGGUUCCGAAACAAACAUACUGGCUUGUCCCUGGUCAAUCAAGUGCUUUGUGGAGUGAGUUUGAAGCUGAUAGCUUCCUUCUUGGGUUGUAUUUUUUUGGAAAGAAUCUUCUCCAAGUGACGAGGUUCAUGGAGAGCAAGGGUAUGGGACAAAUUUUGGCGUACUAUUAUGGAAGGUUUUAUGGGUCUGGAGGAUAUCGUAGAUGGUCAGAGUGUCGAAAGAUGAGAAACAAGAAGUGUGUACUUGGACAUAGAUUUUUCACAGGAUAUAGGCAGCAUGAACUCUUUGCUCGUUUAGCCCCUCGUCUCUCUGAUGUAUCCAAAACUAAUCUGUUGGAGGUUUCUAGGGCAUUUGCUGAGGGAAGGACAACCUUAGAUGAAUAUGUUUCCUCACUCAAAGCCUUGGUUGGAAUCCAUGGUUUAGUAGAAGCUGUUGGAAUUGGGAAGGGAAAGGAGGAUCUAACGACAUUCAUUUUGGAUGGCUCAAAAAAUAGCCAAAUACUCACUCAUCGACCUGAAAUUCCUUCUGGCAAGGCCUGUUCUUCUCUAACCUGUGCUGAGAUAGUAAAGUAUCUGACAGGAGACUUCCGUCUUAGCAAAGCUCGAUCUAAUGAUCUCUUCUGGGAAGCUGUUUGGCCUCGUUUGUUAGCAAGAGGUUGGCAUUCUGAGCAGCCUAGGGGUGAUGGUUAUGCUAGCACAAAGAACGGUUUGGUUUUUCUUAUGCCAGGGAUUAAGAAAUUUUCACGAAGGAAGCUUUCAAAGGGAGAUCACUACUUUGACUCCAUCAGUGAUGUUCUAGCAAAAGUUGCCAGUGAUCCAGAGCUUCUUGAGCUGGAAACUGAUGAAAUUAAACCUAGUAGCUCCAAGAUAGAAGAAAAUGGGUGGUCCAUUGCAGUGAAAUCAGAUGAUGAUCAAGAUUCUUCUGACCAUGAGCGUCAUUGUUACCUCAAGCCUCGAGUCUCCUCAGAAAUUUCAAAUCUUUUCAAGUUCACUGUAGUUGACACCAGUCUGGCUCAUGAAGAUAACCCUUCUAAGGUGAGAGAACUGAGGAGUUUACCUCAUGAAGCUAAAAGAUCUUCUUCCAGAAAAUCUGAUUUGGCAUUGGAGGUCAAUACUGAUAGGAUGAGAAAUGGUCUUCAAAGCCUAGCUCUUCACACUCAUCCAAAAGAACCAAAGAGUGUUACUGGUGGAAGCGAACAAGGCAGCAUUAACUUAGAACCUCUGAAAAAGCCAGCUGAUGCCAAUCUACCAACAGACCACAAAUCAAGAACCAUUAAACAUCAAUUCAGCCGCCGUUCAAAAUCAGGCCCCUCAGGCUGCUCAGUCACAAAAAAACGGAAGUUAGCUUCUUGUGUUGAGGCGGAUCUGACUUGUGUUUUGAGCUUGCCAGCUAAAAAGAAAAAAAAGGCUGCUGCUUGUAGAGUUGGGGUGACAAAUGAUAAUGCCGUUCCUUCUGGAGUGAAUCUGUCUGACAAUGUGCAAGUAAUUUCUAUGGAACAAUCAGCUGCAAGACAUCCCAAUGAAAAUGUUCACCAGGAUCAGGACCAAAGCUUGACCCAUGUUAGUUCCGAUGUUUCCCAGGAAAAUGAAACAAACCCUAUUAAUCAGACAGUUAUUGACUUAAACUUGCCUCAGGUUUCUUCUGAACCUGAGAGUGAUGGCAAAGUAAAGCAGCACGAAGGGGAAAAUAUUCCCUCAUCCAGUUCUUCUGCUGUGCGGAUUCCUGUGGGGAUUCCCUCAUCCAGUAGUUCUGCUGUGGGGAUUCCCUCAUCCAGUUCUUCUGCUGUGCAGAUUCCCUCAUCCAGUUCUGCUGUGGGGCCUGUUAACAAGGUUGGAAACUCAUUAGACCAACAACCAAGAAGGCAAAGCACUAGGAAUCGUCCACUAACAACCAAAGCCCUUGAAGCUCUUGAAAUUGGGUUCUUGAGCCCAGUAAGGCAUAGUCGAAAGCGCUCUUCGUCUACUACAUUAGAUCAAAAGUCAAAGCAUACUCGUCAACCACGCAGCAAAAGCUCCGUGUACCCCCCCACUAUGGAUUUUGAGGUCAGGGCAUCAACUGAUGAAAAUUGUAAUGGGAAUUCAGGUAUUCUGACCAAUGCUACUCCGACUGAGAAGACAGCCAUGACUCGUGAAUUGUUAGGGCUUCCAGAAACUUCCUUUCCACCUGCAGCCUCGUCAAAGGAGAUGUUUACGUAGUAGAGCUCUAUUAUGUUAAUUUGACGAGUUUUUUUAUCCUAUUUAAAAGUCCACCUCUCAGCAAGCAGGGUUUGCUGUUAUCUGCUGUAGAAUUCAUUGGAAGUGCUAGAAAUGUAAUUUCUGGGACUCACAUGAAGUCAUAUGGCCAAGCAUGCCUUAAUUCACAGCUGCUUGAUUAUGACUGAUAAACAUUGCCGAUACUGUAUAUACAGCACAAAAAGCAAGGAAAGUCGUAGGCAGAAAUUAGAGCGGUCAGUCUGGAGUUUGCAGAUCACAGCAGAGAAGGGAAGUUGAAAGUUAAGCCGGAAUUUUUAGCUCUGAAUUAAAAGCAAGCAAUUGUCCAUUGCUCUUGGUUCUCCAAAAUGUCAUCCAUUUACUGGCAUUGUUCAUAAUAGCAUGUUUCAACACAGGUAAAAGACCCGAAAGAGUUUCUUUUAUACCUGCUGAUUGACAAUUCCUUUUAUACCAGUCUCUUACAGUUAAUAAGUGUAAUAUUUUUGUUACAAAUUUUCGUAGUUUUUCUUUCGACAUUGUUGGUUUAGGAUUCUGUCUAAAUAUAAUCGAUUAAAGUUCCCAAUUACCUUCCAGCUGUGAAUAGUUCACAGCUUCAUGUUCAUAUUGCAUAUCAGUCAUUUACUCUGUAGGAAUUUUGCUUGUAGCUAGUGAUUGAUGUUUCGUCUUUUGGCUCCUGAUUGUGUAAAUUAUGGUGCUCUCAGAGG
Chenopodium quinoa (quinoa) is the source of this 4086-nucleotide messenger RNA. RefSeq lists its product as uncharacterized. The transcript has 3 exons. Lineage: Eukaryota; Viridiplantae; Streptophyta; Magnoliopsida; Caryophyllales; Amaranthaceae. Gene Ontology annotation, cellular component: nucleus. Gene Ontology annotation, molecular function: transcription corepressor activity. The record is from RefSeq and is a predicted model, not a curated record. The coding region runs from base 755 to 3367 and encodes 870 amino acids.